AUGGACGGAGAAAUACACAGUCUCGAAUCGAUCAUCAAUAACAAUCUCAAUGGCUACGAUCUUGAGCAGUAUAACCGAAUACAUUACGGCAGAACUAACCAUAUAGAGGUGAACCUCAAGGAAUCGUCAUCGAAUACCGCAAAUGACGCCAAUUUUGACAUAGCAGCGUACUCAUUUCCCGCCAAGGAGGAGCAGACGAGAUCCCCGAGGAUAGUAAAGAUAGGGUUAAUCCAGCACUCGAUAGUUACACCGACGGACCAAUCGAUCAUCGAUCAAAAGAACGCAAUCUUGCAAAAGGUCAAGACGAUCAUAGACACCGCCGGCGAGGAAGGGGUCAACGUCCUCUGUCUCCAAGAGCUGUGGAAUAUGCCGAUAUUCUUCGGCAGCAGGGAGAAGCAGCCCUGGUGUGAGUUCUCGGAGUCCGCGGAGGACGGACCCACCACCAGAUUCCUACGAGAGCUAGCAAUUAAAUACGCGAUGGUCAUAGUCUCUUCCAUCCUCGAGCGCGACGAAAACCACGGCGACGUGCUGUGGAACACCGCCGUCGUGAUCAGCGACACCGGCAACGUGAUAGGAAAGCACCGGAAGAGCCACAUCCCCAGGGGUGGCGACCUCAACGAGUCCACCUACUACAUGGAGGGCAACACCGGUCACCCCGUGUUCGCGACGCGCUACGGCAAGAUCGCGGUCAACAUCGGCUUCGGCCGGCACCACGUGCUCAACUGGAUGAUCUUCGGGCUGAACGGCGCCGAGAUCGUCUUCAACCCAUCCGCCACGGUCGGCGGGGACUGCGGCAGCGAGCAUACGUGGAACAUCGGGGCGAGGAACGCCGCCAUCACCAACGGCUACUUCACCGCGGCGAUAAACAGAGUGGGUUACGAGAGGUUCCCCAAUGAGUUCACGUCUGGUGACGGAAUGCCUGCCCACAACGUCUUAGGACCCUUCUACGGGUCCAGCUACAUCUGUGGGCCCAAUGGUGUCCGCUCGCCAGGACUCUCGCGCACCAGGGACGGCCUCCUAAUUGGCGUUUUAGACCUGAACCUCAAUAGACAGGUAAGGGACAGCGCGUGCUAUCAAAUGACGCAGAGAUUGGAGCUGUACUUGAAAAGUCUGAGUAAGGCCCUAGAUUUUAACUACGACCCGCAAGUUAUUCACGAACACAGAAAA
Molecule: messenger RNA, 1167 nt
Organism: Iphiclides podalirius (scarce swallowtail)
Lineage: Eukaryota; Metazoa; Arthropoda; Insecta; Lepidoptera; Papilionidae
Source: the annotation of a GenBank genome assembly